Brassica rapa (field mustard) is the source of this 1269-nucleotide messenger RNA. RefSeq names its product protein FAR-RED ELONGATED HYPOCOTYL 3-like. The record is from RefSeq and is a predicted model, not a curated record. Gene Ontology annotation, molecular function: zinc ion binding. Lineage: Eukaryota; Viridiplantae; Streptophyta; Magnoliopsida; Brassicales; Brassicaceae.
AUGAGGAAAGUCAUCACUGUGGAUGCAACUUUCCUGAAGACUAUUGAAUGUGGUUGUUUAAUUAUUGCCACGGCUCAGGAUCCAAACCUUCACCAUUAUCCAAUAGCCUUUGUUGUGGUUGAUGGGGAGAAAAACAAAAGCUGGAAGUGGUUUUUCACGACGCUGAAAACUGUUAUACCGGAUUCGACGGAAUUGGUGUUUGUUUCAGACAGAAAUCCAAGUCUGAUAAAAGCUGUUGCUGAAGUGUAUCCGAUGUCUAAACAUGGGUAUUGUAUCUGGCAUAUAUCGCACAAUGUGAAAGGUCAUGUCAAUCAUGGCAGGGACGAGGUUGCACUACUAUUCCGAAAGGUUGCAUGUCUUUAUUCAGAGCCUGAGUUUAAAAAGCAGUAUGACGAUUUUAGGGAGAGGUAUCCAUCGUGUGCUAGGUAUCUUGAUAAAAGUGUCGAAGUCGAACGGUGGGCGAAGUGUCAUUUCCCCGGUGCUAGGUACAACAUAGACACCUCUAAUUGUGCGGAGUCUUUGAAUGCGGUAUUUGAAAAGGCGCGAAGGAUGUCUUUAUUGCCUAUGCUUGAUACAGUUAUUGAGAAAAUGUCUGAGUGGUUCAACAGACAUAGGAAGGAUGCAGCAGAAGGACCGUCAUCUCGAAAAUUGCUUGAAUACAGUGUUAUUGGAGCAGACGGGAAGACUUAUUCCGUGGAUUUGCAACAUAAAACGUGCAGUUGCAAGAAGUUUGAUAUAGAUAAAUACCCAUGUAGACAUGCAAUAGGCGCUAUCAUUAAGUGUUUGAAGCAUGAUAGACCAUUACAGUUGAGUGACAUGUACGAUUUCAUUUCGAAAUAUUACUUCAUUACACUGUGGGCCAAAGCGUAUCGAAGGACUAUAUAUCCAGUCUCUCAUAUAACUCAUUGGAUGGUUCCAAAAGAAGUCGCGGCGGCGAAGUGUCCUCUACCUCUAGACUACAAGAAAAGAAAGGGAAGACAUCAGGAAAAAAGACAUCCUUCGGCGGGAGAAAGUCGGCCCCGUCCCCGUCCUAAUAAGUAUAUCCCGAAUAGGGGUCUGGCUAGCUAUUUCAACUGCUCGCAGGGAACUGAAGGAACUGAAGGAGCUGAAGGAACUGAAGGAGCUGAAGGAGCUGAAGGAGCUGAAGGAACUGAAGGAACAGAAGGAACUGAAGGACCUGAAGGGACUCAAGGAACACAAAGCACUCGAGGAACUGAAGGACCUGAAGGAACAGAAGGAACUGAAGUGUUAUAUGAAUGUGAACCUUAG